Messenger RNA from Nycticebus coucang (slow loris), 6814 nucleotides. RefSeq names its product Rap guanine nucleotide exchange factor 5 (gene RAPGEF5). Gene Ontology annotation, cellular component: plasma membrane. The record is from RefSeq and is a predicted model, not a curated record. Gene Ontology annotation, biological process: positive regulation of GTPase activity; Ras protein signal transduction. The coding region runs from base 126 to 2777 and encodes 883 amino acids. Gene Ontology annotation, molecular function: guanyl-nucleotide exchange factor activity. The transcript has 26 exons. Lineage: Eukaryota; Metazoa; Chordata; Mammalia; Primates; Lorisidae.
CGGCUGGCAGCGCGUCCCGCGCCCGAGCCGCAGUCGCGCCCUCUGCCUGCCCAGCGAAAGCGCGGACGGCGCGCGGAGGCGAGCGCGGUGGAGAGGAGCCGCCGGCACCGCACCGCCGUCAGGGCAUGAGGAUGGCCGUGGGUUCCGUCAAGAUGCAGCCGCCCUGUGAGAGCCCAGCCCUGGCCGCGGCGGCGGCGGCGGCGGCGGCAGACGGCGCCUUGCGCCGCAGCCCCAGCGCCCGCGAGCCAGAGCGCGAGCAGCCGCCGGCGUCGCUGCGGCCGCGGCUGAGGGACCUGCCGGCCCUGCUGCGGAGCGGACUCACGCUGCGGAGGAAGCGGAGCGCCGCCGGGGGCCGGACUCUGUCGAGAAGAAUUUCCAAUCCAUAUCUUGAACACACUUCUUCCCAGAUUUAUGGAGAGAAUUCUUCUUGUGCAGGAAGAGCAUUGAGGAAUAUUAUCAUCGUUCAGGCAGCUGACCUGAUAAAGGACAGAGUGAACCUCAAGGGGUUUUACAGGAGAAGCUGUGUUGGGUCAGAACUGGUAGACUGGCUUCUGGAACACUGUCCUUUUGUCCAAUGCAGAUCCAUGGCCAUAGGGGUCUGGCAGCUCCUACUGGACAUGGGAAUUAUGACGUCAGUGGACCAGCACCUGUACUUCCAAGAUACUUACGUCUUCUACCAGUUCUCCUCGGAUGAAUGCAGCUACUUGUACUGUGAAUUUGAAAGAGAAGAAGAAUGGCAAAAUGGUGUAAAACUUUUACUGCAACUUGUGCCUCUUAUUCCCGCUAGAGCUGACAUCUGUGAACUGUCUCAUCAGAAAAUUGAAGACUCCGAAGAAAGCAGUGAUGAAAUUCUCGCUCGUCUUACGUCUGCGGUGCAGAGAGAGCUCGCAGCUGUCAUUGCUUUGAAAGCAAGGAAGUCUGUUGAACAAGAUGAAGAAAACAGUGACAAAAACACAACUGUAACAGAAGCCGAAGGCGUUCCAGGUCCUCAGGCAGGGGUGAUGUGCAAACUUCAAGAGAGAGAUGACAUCGGACGGAUUGAACUGGUCCAGAAGCUGGCAAGAGAAAACUAUCAGUUUUUACAGACGGACAAAAAAGAACAGGAGAAGUCUGAACACCAGGAUGAUGAAGUGACGACUGUUCAAGUGAAAGAGCAAGACCGGAGCGUCCUGGUGCUGAAGAAAGUGCAGUGCUGUGGCCCAGCCCCCACAGCUGGGAGCCCCGAGAGCCUUUGCAGAUACGUGGUGGUGUCCGGAACCCCGGAGAAGAUUUUGGAGCAUCUCCUGAAUGACUUGCACCUGGAAGAAGUCCAGGACAAAGAAACAGAGACCCUCCUCGAUGACUUCCUUCUCACGUACACUGUUUUCAUGACCACUGAUGACUUGUGUCAAGCGCUGUUAAGGCACUAUUCUGCUAAGAAGUAUCAAGGCAAAGAGGAAAACUCAGAUGUUCCUUGUCGGAAGCGUAAAGUCUUGCAUCUUGUUUCCCAGUGGAUUGCUCUGUACAAAGACUGGUUACAUGAAGACGAACAUUCAAAAAUGUUCCUAAAGACCAUAUAUAGGAAUGUACUGGAUGAUGUCUAUGAAUAUCCAAUACUUGAAAAAGAAUUGAAAGAAUUUCAGAAGAUACUUGGAAUGCACCGUCGUCACACUGUAGAUGAGUACUCACCACAAAGAAAGAAUAAAGCCCUUUUCCACCAAUUCAGUCUUAAGGAGAACUGGCUCCAGCACAGAGGAGCUGUGAGUGAAACAGAGGAAACAUUUUGCCAUGUGUAUAUAACAGAGCACUCCUAUGUCAGUGUGAAGGCAAAAGUUUCCAGCACAGCUCAGGAGAUCCUGAAAGUCGUAGCAGAAAAGAUCCAGCAUGCAGAAGAGGAUCUGGCUCUGGUGGCCAUCAUGUUCUCUGGAGAAAAACAUGAACUUCAGCCAAAUGACUUGGCCAUCUCCAAAUCCUUUGAGGCAUCUGGUCGGAUAUAUGUCUACCGGAAAGACCUGGCUGACACUUUGAACCCAUUUGUAGAAAAUGAGGAAUCCCAGCAAAGGUCGAUGAGAAUUUUGGGAAUGAACACUUGGGAUCUUGCUCUGGAAUUAAUGAAUUUUGAUUGGAUUCUAUUCAAUUCUAUUCAUGAGCAAGAGCUGAUCUACUUCACGUUCAGCAGACAGGGAAGUGGAGAGCACACUGCAAACCUCAGCCUUCUGCUCCAGAGAUGCAACGAGGUCCAGCUCUGGGUGGCCACAGAGAUUCUGCUCUGCAGCCAGCUGGGCAAGCGGGUGCAGCUGGUGAAAAAAUUCAUCAAAAUUGCAGCUCACUGCAAAGCCCAGAGAAACCUCAAUUCUUUCUUUGCUAUUGUGAUGGGUCUCAACACUGCCUCUGUCAGCCGACUCUCACAGACCUGGGAGAAAAUCCCUGGGAAGUUUAAGAAACUUUUCUCUGAACUUGAAAGUUUAACAGAUCCUUCCCUAAAUCACAAGGCCUACAGAGAUGCAUUCAAAAAGAUGAAACCGCCAAAAAUCCCCUUUAUGCCCUUAUUGCUUAAAGAUGUUACAUUUAUUCAUGAAGGAAAUAAAACUUUUUUGGAUAAUCUUGUCAAUUUUGAAAAGCUGCACAUGAUCGCAGACACUGUCCGAACCCUGAGACACUGCAGGACUAACCAGUUUGGGGGUGACCUGUCUCCAAAAGAGCAUCAGGAACUGAAGUCCUACGUGAAUCAUCUGUACAUCAUUGAGAGCCAGCAGGCCCUGUUCGAGCUCUCACACAGGAUCGAGCCCCGCGCGUGAGCCGCCUCACCACCGCAACGCUGCAGCACUUUGAGCUACAGGAAUGUGUAUGCCAAGCACGUCACUUUCCUGUGAGAAGAGAAGCUGCUGAGUUUUAUCAGCGUACCCCAAGACAGUCACAGGAAAGCCAGCCAAAGCGUGUUCAGGAAGCAACGUCAGCCCCCAAAGUGACAGAGAGGCCUCUCCACGCUACUCCCAGAACAAGAAGGCAGAAAGAGCAUCGGAAGUAUUCUUGAGAUGAAGUCUGGUCUCAUGAUUUCACAUUAUUGAUCCAAACCAUUCUCAAUUUGACAUGUGACAGCAUCAAGACAACAAAACAUGUCUUAACACAUUAACGACCUAAUAUUUCAGUAAGAGUGUGCAUGCAACAAGAAAGGAGAUUUACUUUGCCUGGUGUCAGAUUUCUCUUACGGGCUCCCAAAGUAGUUCUUUUGAACACCUAAAGAUAGUGACGGCAUCUCCAGAUGUCCAGGGAGAAGGGGAGGUCUCUGUCAGUAUGAACUGUGACAUCACUGACAGCCACUUGUGUCCUGCGAGUGAAUUAGGCCCACAGCUAACACCUGUGCUCCGACUUGCGGAUGAGAAACAUCUCUGCUAACGCUGCUGUGUGCCACACUUACCAACGUGUGCUCGCAGGUGAAAUGAGUUCCUGUGCAGACAAUUCGCAGCUAUAGGCCAGGUAGACUAAAUUGCUUUGCUGUAAGGAAAAAUAGUAUUAAUCUUUAAGAAAUUGACUCAUGGUUUAAUUUCUGGGGAUUCACUUUACAUUUGUAAGCAGGCUUUUACCUUUUAUUGGGCAUGACGUGAUUUUUUAAAAAGCAUAGUGCCUGACACCUUGUAGGCGCUCAGUAACUGCUGACUGAGGUGACUGAGUGUCAGAGCCCUGCAUUCUUGUGCCUGACAUCCCACGCAGGCUCCUCGCCCACGGUGUGGAAGGCCGGCAGCCAUGCAGGGACGCUGAGUGAGGUUUACUGUAUGAAGCCCUUCGCACUCCCUACAAAAGCAAGGUAAUGAGGUGGUGGUGAUUACCAGUCUUUCAGCAAAUGGAAAGUGCCCAGAAAUACCCAGAUGUCUCAUUUAUGCUGGAGCCUUAGAAGUCCUGCAGUCCACCUACCAGUCAAAGCAGGGAGCCUUUCUGUAAUUUGCCUUUUUUUAAAUUUCAAAAUCUCAGAGCUUCUGAGUCCUUUCUUAUUAUCCCCAUUUUUACCAGUUGGAUCUCUCAUAGCAAAUAAGACUUCUUGCUGUUCUCAAGGCCUGAUUAGAGGAGAAUUUUCAACCUCCAAACAAACUAAAAGCCUGUGGGUUAAAAAAAAUGAAAUCCACCCUUGCCCACUAGAUACAUGCGUCCUGCCACUUUGCCAGCACCGAGGGCCUGCCUCCUGCCGUCAGCACAGUCGCCAGAUCUUGGCUGUCAUCUCGGAAGGGCCCCAUCCGACCUGUUCCCUUUUUGUCCUUUUGUUUCAGCAGCACCUCGUUCAUCCUCAUUGCCCAGUCGUGCCCAGUAUUUUCUGACAUAUUUAUGGCAGUGCCAUUUCCUGGGCUCAGGAACCACACAGAGCUUUAGAUAUUGUUGGGAGGGAGUUUCUGGGAGGACUUUCGCAGAGACCCAGUCUUGCCCAGCACAUAAAACUUCAGUCCUGAACAUUUAUGGGGUUUUGUAGGAAGGCCCCAUGUAGGGCUGGUCUGCUCAGAGAAUUGCUUCGUGCUGCUGGUAAUGGAAUGAGACACACACACCACCCCUCACCCCUCACCCAGCCCCAGAGGAGACCAGGGCCAUCAGAACCAGAGAGUGUAGACGUCCCUCACGCCAGUCACACACGCCCUGCCCUCAGCAAUCCCUGAGGACGGCAUGGGCUUUCAGCACAUCUUUUUCCUAGUCUAGGGACUAGAGUUUGGCUAGUCUACCUAUGUAAGGUCAUUUUGACAUCAGUUCUUUGUUUUCUAAGUUAAUUUUUAUUUACAUUAGCUCUACAUUGUUCCAAGGAGAGCAUUACUAUUAGGAGACUUAUUUGUGAAGAACUAAUUCAAGACAGUGCAUGCUGCUUAGACCCCAAGUCAGACAUGUACAAUUGGCCAAAUGAAGCUACACAAACAUUGUAUUAAAUGCAUUUGUGUGGUGUAUUCAGAGCAUCUUGCGUGGCAUGGAGGGAAACAGGCAGGGGAGAAAGUGGUGCUUGCCACCAUGUCCUCCUGCAUGGUCAUAUUGCCCUCAUGGUAGCAAAGAGAAGACGUGAUUUGGUUUAGAUUUGCUUUUCCAUCCUUGUCUUCUGAAUGUCUGAAACUUCUGAGUCUUUCUGAAAUUGAAUAACCAUCUCCAGAGAUUUCCCAGGCAGUAACUCUCAAAUUUCAGAAGCUUUCAAGAGCCUUAAAUCUGGAAUUAGGGAAUUGAAGGCAAAAUUGUGAGAACGAGAUUUUGCUCCACAAGAACUCUUUCUAAGGAAUCUGAGCUGUCUGACUAUGACCAGGCCACAGCAGGACUUACAUGCUUCCCGUCACUGGGAUGGGCCCUGUUUCCUCUGCAUGUUCUCCAAGGCCACUGAGAAUGGUUUUGUCCUGGCUAGAAGGGUGGACAGGACGAUGUCUCAGCUCUUCUCCAGAUCUCUUUUGUAUUUUUAUGGUUGCAUAAAAUCUCCAUUCACUCUGAAAAUCUUGUAUAAUCUGCUUGUGUAAAAACCUUGUGUAAUCUACAGCAGAUGAUGCAGGGUCACUUCUAAGUGGUUCCUCUUUGUUACAGCACAACUCUCAGUCCUGUAGGUCUUUGGAUUCAUCAGCUUUCCAGCAAACCAGCCCUGCGUUGGUGUUAGCACAGGACAGCAGAAUGCCGGUUCUGUAGGUAAAACCACAACCUUUCCACCUUUUUUUAAACUUUGAAAUACACAUUUGCAGAUGUUCCACAGACUAUGGUAUUUUAAAUUCACUCUUUGUUAUAACCUGUACAAUUGCCAAAUGGUUACAGUGAUAAAUAGCAUGACUUACAUUCAUUUUUCUUUUAGUAAAAUUAAUUAUGUUUAGAAUAAAUUCAUUUUCCUAAACCAAUACCCACAGGCAGAGAGUGCAGAGUGUACAGCAAGUUUAGAAGCAUGAGGAAGAAGUAAAUGCCCACACCUUCAGGCUGCCGGUUAAGGUGUUGCAUGAACGAGAGGUGCCCAUCAUGACUUCAUGUCCCCAAAGGUGGGCUUUCCCUUCUGCCCACACAGCAGCCCUGCAGUGCAGUUCCACCCAGCAAGAACAUGGCAGACUCAGGACACAGUGUCUCUAAAGUGCACAUCCAAUCUAAGCUACUCAGAAACUGGGGGAAACAAAACAACAAAAAAAAAGAAAAGAAAAGAAAAAACAUUAAAAUAGGGGAGAUCAGGUCCAUUGCAUUUGUCCAACACAGGAUUUCUUUUAAAUGUUUCAGAGAUAUGUCCUUAAAAUUUCAGCCUGCUUCUUAGCAAGCGGGCCAGUUUUGCUUAAAACUGGUAGGUGAAAAAAAGUUUUUAAAAAUUGCCAAAAAGAUGAAUAUGUACUACUGUAUAAAGCAAAGCUGUAUAUACUAAACUUUUUUUAGCAGAGUACUAUUUAUUUGCAUAGUCUAUUUAUUGUAUUUGUAUUACACUGUUAUUAAAUACUGGGAUGAAAUCAUUGACCUGGAAGCAAGGAAUCUUGCCUUUUAAUAUAUCAUUAAUUAGGACUGCUGUGAUGUUGUCAGCUUGCGUUAACAAUUAGAAGAUAGAAAACCCGCAAUCAGGGUAUCUACCUAAUUUCUCAGGGACUACACUUUGUAGUUUUCCACCAUUAUAAGAGCUGGUAAAUAUGAAACAUUUGUUGAAUUACCAGAAUUGCCAUCAACAGUGUUUCCUUUCCCAUAUUUCUUGCUUUCUGUCUGUAUAUAUUACUGUGCUAUUAUCAAAGCUAGUAAGCAAUAAUUUAUAUGUAAAAAUGGCCAAGCAAUAUAAGGAUAAAACUUAUAUAAGUAACCAUUACCUGACCUUGUAUUUUCAAAGUGUUUUUUUUUUUUAACUGCUUUUCCAAAUAUAAACUCUCUUAAAGAUACU